AUGGCCCGCGCUCCCUCCUCCAUCCUUAUCGUCGGCUCUGGCGUCUUCGGCCUCGGCACCGCCUAUGCCCUCACCCAGCGUCCCUUCUACUCAAACACCUCCAUCACCGUUGUGGACGACUGCGCAGGCCAAUUCCCUCCGGAGGAUGCUGCCAGUGUAGACUCUUCUCGCAUCGUGCGAGCCGACUACUCAGACCCUCACUACGCCGCGCUUGCCGCCGAGGCCCAGGAACAAUGGCGACAGCAGGGUGACGACGAGGUCGGUGGGCAGGGAAGAUAUUCCGAGUCGGGCUUUGUCCUCUGCGCAAGCCACCCGCCCAAGGACUUUAACCUCAAGAAGUCCGGCAUGGACUAUACCAAGGAGAGCUGGAAGAACGUCGAGUCCAUCGCCCAAGCCACGGGUCUGCCCACUGAUAAGAUCGAGAGACUGGAGAGCACAAAGGCCUUGCAGGAGAAGCUCGGAACAGACGGUUAUCCCGGCGAUUGGGGCUACCUCAACGGUAACUCUGGUUGGGCCGAUGCCGGAAAGGGCAUGCAGUGGCUGUACAAGAGAGCCAAUGCCACUGGACGGAUCCAGUUCGUUGACGGCAAAGUGACAGAGCUUGUGACAGAGGGCGACCGGGUUGUCGGCGCCAAGCUUAGCGAUUCGAGGGUUCUCAAUGCCGAGGUGGUGAUGGUGGCUGCCGGCGCCUGGUCCGGCUCCCUCGUCGAUCUGCGAGGCAGGACGGAAGCCACUGGGCAUGCCGUCGUGUACAUGGACAUCACAGCGGAGGAACAGAAGGCCUUGGACAACUACCCGGUGGUGUUGAACCUGAGCACUGGUCUAUUCGUGAUCCCACCGCGGAACCAGGUCCUCAAGAUCGCCCGCCAUACCUUUGGAUACAUCAACCCCGUCAAGAUCACCAAGGCUCUGCCUCCGUCGCCCACGGAUAAGCGAGAGCCCUUUAUCGCAUCGCAGCCAUAUACCGCCCGCAACGACGCUUCGAACCCUCUGCCUGCCGAGGCCGACCGAGAUCUUCGCCGAGCGCUGAAGGAUCUGACCCCCGUCCGUGGUCUGGAGAACAGGCCAUGGAAGGAGGCUCGCAUCUGCUGGUACUCGGAUACACGCGACGGCGAGUGGCUCAUCGACUACCACCCAGGCUGGAAGGGUCUCUUCGUGGCGACGGGCGACAGCGGACACGGAUUCAAGUUCCUGCCCAACCUGGGCGACAAGAUCGUGGACGUCCUGCAGGGUCAGGGCGGAAAGCUCGGAGACAAGUGGCGAUGGAGGGAGAUCGAGAACGAUGGCGUGGGAAGGGAGACGGACGGUGUUUAUAAGGGUCUGAUCACCGAGGACGGUAGUCGAGGUGGUCGCCCCCUUGUCUUGUGCGACGAGCUGGCCAAGGGGCGGGCUCCGAUUGGAGAGCCAAAGGCUAAGCUAUGA
Molecule: messenger RNA, 1422 nt
Organism: Fusarium keratoplasticum
Lineage: Eukaryota; Fungi; Ascomycota; Sordariomycetes; Hypocreales; Nectriaceae
Product: DAO domain-containing protein
Exons: 1
Coding region: 1-1422 (473 amino acids)
Molecular function (GO): proline dehydrogenase activity; L-pipecolate oxidase activity; sarcosine oxidase activity
Source: RefSeq, a predicted model, not a curated record